GUUCCCAUUCCCAUUCGCACCCAGCCCAGGUGCUCCGUAUGUACUGCCGGCAUCCCUCACCUCGUCCCACCGCCAGCUGUCUUCCCUCCCAUGUCCGCACUCGCAUGCCGCCUCUCGCUUGCCCGCCACUCCACUCAUCUCCCGCAUCUGCUCCCCUCUCCGCCUCUCCUUCCCCAGCACCGCCUGGCCCGGUACCUUCCGCGCGCCACAUUACCGGCAGCCGUCCAGCCCCCACCAUCCCCUCCGCGCCCCCUCACUUCCGCCAUCCGCGCGCACUCUCCGCUUGCCCGCCUUCGCCCCGCCCGCGGCGGUCAUUUUCCAGCAAUGCUGGGCGCGGCUGUGGGGUCGCACAUUGGCGUCAUUGCUAGGGGAGCAAGGUCCGCUGUUGGCGCAAGUGUUGGUGGCGUGCGAUCGGUUGCGAAGCCGUUAGCACUCAGCGAGAGGUCCGAAGGAUCAUCUAUAAGGUUUGCUCCUCCGCGCGCGCUCCUUCUGGGGGGGUGCAGUUGCGCGCAGGGCAGAGCUGCUUCAAGCGGAGCAGUGCGGCAGGUGACGUCAGCUGUGUGCGGGCCAGCGAGCAGCGCUGGCGGUAGCGUGGGGGAGGCGGGGGGUGAACGAUGGGGAGCGCAAGGGGGCCAGCAGAGAUCUGAGCGUGAGCGAUCUGGGUCAGUGCGGCAGGUUGGUGUCAGUACGGAGGAGCGACAGGAGGGAGGGGACACGCGGAAGAGAAGUGAGAGGGAGGGGGGAGGACACAGAGGAGAGAGAGGGGAAAGAGGGGAGAGAGGGGAGCGAGGAGGGAAGUCCAGCAGGCAGUGGCGGCGGCUGUGCUACUACCACACACAAGGGAAGUGCACUCUUAGCGGGGACAAGGACCACCUGAAGAAGUUUUCGCACGAGCUGCCCGACCUGUCGAUGCGAGCAGGGCAGCUGAAGAAAGUUCGGAAGCAGGCGUUUGAGCACUUCCUGGUGCUGGACCUGGAAGGGCGCGAGGAGAUCCUGGAGUUCCCCGUCGUGCUGCUCUGCGCACGGUCGCUGCGAGUGAAGGACCACUUCCACCGGUUCGUGCGGCCGGACCGCAUGACAGUUGAGCGGCAGGCGGAGUACAUCGGGGGAAAGUACGGACCGUGGGGACUGGCCAGAGUGUGGCACGACACGGCCAUCCCUUUCUCCCAAGUCCUUGCGGAGUUUGAGCAGUGGCUGGACCAGCACGACCUGCUGGCUCAUGGCAGCACCAGCACUGUCUCCAUAACCCAGAUCGAGGAGGGUGCUGUGGACGAGAGGGGAAAGGAGGACGGCGACAAGUGGGAGAAUGAGAGGGAGCAGCAGGGAGAUGGUGGGAAAGAGGAGGGUUCUGAAGGGGACGAAUCCAGCAAUUCGGUCAGCUUGUCAUCAUCAUCUGAUGCAGCAGCAGCAGCAGCAGCACAUGGGUUGGGCCACGGCCCCAGGUUGCGGUCAGCUGUACUGGUGACAUGUGGCAACUGGGACGUGAAGACCAAGGUGGUGGAGCAGUGCCGUGACAGCCAGCUGCCGCUGCCCACGUACUUCCUGCAGUGGACCAACCUCAAGGACGUCUACCUCAACUUCUACAAGCGCAAGGCGUCGGGCAUGAUGCCGAUGAUGAAGGGGCUGCAGAUGGCUCCACUGGGCACGCACCACGUGGGGCUGGACGAUGCGCUCAACAUCACGCGCGUGCUGCAGCGCAUGCUCUCCCAUGGCGCCCUCAUCCGUGCCUCCGCCCGCCGCGUGGGCCCAGGGCCCACUGAUGUGGAGUACAUGUACAGGAGGCGGGUCAAGUGACAGCACAUGCAGUCUGAGGCUACUCAAAAUGCCGCAGCACUCGCCGAUGUGACGCACAUGCACAGGAGGCAGAUGAGGUGAACCGUGUCGAGAGAAUGGUUGAAUAGGCAAGGCGAGACUGGGUAUAUCAAACAGAUGUACCUUAUACAAGUCUGAACCCUAGCUAGGCUAUAGUUCGUACAUUUCACAUCAGCAUAUAUGACAGCAAACACUGUCUACUUCUAUGAAUUUGUAGUUAUAGGCUAGACAGGUGCAUGCUCUUCGAGAGAACAACACACAAGC
Messenger RNA from Closterium sp. NIES-67, 2076 nucleotides. NCBI's taxonomy places the organism in Eukaryota, Viridiplantae, Streptophyta, Zygnematophyceae, Desmidiales, Closteriaceae. The record is from the annotation of a GenBank genome assembly.